AUGUUGUGGAAUGUGAGAUUCGUAGAUCAUGGAAAGCUUUAUUUUGAUUGCGCGUUUGGCCCAGAGGAGUGUCACGGACUCAAGCUGCACGCAUGCGCUAUCGACAUACUGAAGAACAUCUCCCAGUCAGAAUUCUACAACUCUUGCAUGAUGAAUGGUACUUGGGGAGGCAAGGGGUCAACUGAUAAAGACGCUAUCAAUUGCGGAAACAUAAUGAAAAUAAACUCGAAGCCUAUCAUUGAGUGUGCUAAUAGUGCAAGAGCCGAUGCUCUACUGGAAUAUUACGGUAUAGAAACCGACAAGGUAACAAACCCAAGGUAUAAGGCCAUGCCGCUUAUAUUGCUGAACGGAAAGAAGUUUGACUCGGACAAUCUAAUGAAGACAAUCUGCCAAACUUUAUCUAAGCCGCCACCAGAGUGCAAAUGAUAUUUUUAAGUUACCUAUUGAAAAUUGUUUAUAUUAUGUGUCCAUUUCAAAUAAAAACCUUAUCGUGUUGAACAAUA
Messenger RNA from Cydia amplana, 503 nucleotides. RefSeq names its product GILT-like protein 1. Bases 1 to 426 code for a protein of 141 amino acids. Gene Ontology annotation, molecular function: oxidoreductase activity, acting on a sulfur group of donors, disulfide as acceptor. The record is from RefSeq and is a predicted model, not a curated record. The transcript has 3 exons. NCBI's taxonomy places the organism in Eukaryota, Metazoa, Arthropoda, Insecta, Lepidoptera, Tortricidae.